AUGCGAGAAGUGCACCGCAAGAAGUCCAGCUUGCAGCUUGGCCGCCUGGCGAUGCCAUGUCAAAUGCCGCGGCUGCCACGGGCAGCGGCGAUGCCGGAAGCGAAGCGGACGCGGCUGCUCUAUGACGCGGAGAACCGUGUUGAGACUGCGCGGCUCUACGGAGAUGUGGUGUCCUACCAGUACUACUACAUCGACUUGCUGGUGGGCACGCCGGUGCCACAGCGCACAUCGGUCAUCGCAGACACAGGCAGCACCAUUUGCGCCUUCACCUGCAGCGGGUGCCAGAGCUGUGGGCACCACCUGGAUGCCAACUUCGACUUCUCCAAGUCCUCCACCGCCCAGUGGCUGCCCUGCGGCCAGGGCUGCGACUCCUGCAAGAAUCGCCGAUGUUCCUAUCGCCAGUCCUACACGGAAGGCAGCUCCAUCGAGGGCAGCAAGUUCACGGACUUCGUGUCGCUGGGCGAUGAGUUUCAGCAGAACCCGCCGGUGAAGGUACACAUGGGCUGCCACACUCUGGAGACGCGGCUGUUCGUCACUCAAAAGGCGAAUGGGAUCAUGGGCCUGGCUCCGGGCCGGCGCGGCGCGCCCACGGUGCUGGAGGAGAUGUUUCAGGACCGCACGCACGUGAACGCGGCGACCUUCGCCAUGUGCCUGGCGCGGCAGGGGGGGCUGCUGACCGUGGGGGGCUUCAACGAGUCCUUGAACCUCGAGGAGGUCCGUUGGAUCCCGAUGAGGGUGGAGCGAUUUUAUGGUGUGUCCCUCUCCAAGAUCCAGGUGGAAGGCGGUGAGGCGAUCACAGGCGGCUUCGGGCACACUUUUGUCGACUCCGGGACGACGUACACCUACCUCCCGGACCAGAUCUACCGGCGCUUGAAGGAUUCGGUGAAGUCGGCCUGCAAGAACGGGGCCUGCGGACAGGAAGCUGGCAGCCAGUGCUGGCGCAUGACAGGAUCGGUGUCGUCCUUUCCAAAACUUUUGCUGACGCUCUCCGACACCGUCGUGAGCUGGGGCCCGAGUUCCUACCUCUACAGCCGCACCAGCAAUAUGCAUUGCCUGGGCUUCGAGAGCAACGGCGGGGUGCAGGAAACCGUGCUGGGCGCCACCUUUAUGAUCGACCAGCACCUGGUCUUCGACACUCAGGGCAAGCGCCUGGGCCUGGCGGCUGCCGCGUGCCCCAGCUUCACCGAGCGCCCGCCCGGGCCCACGCGGCCCUUUGCGCCGGGGAUGCCGCCGCCGCUGGCAGGUGUGCCCGGGCAGACGGGCCAGCUGCAGGACGUACAGAGCGGCGCGCUCUUCAUUGGCGUCUGCAUGCUGCUGGUGGCGGUGGCACUUUGCCUGGUCGGCCGGAACCUCCUGCGCGCCUUUGCCACGACUCCAGAGGCCAAUGGCCCCACCUCGCCGGCCAGCCGGCGCGCGCGCGCCAGGAAGCUUGGCCGAGCCAGUCCAGUGGAGGACGAGGAGAUGCAGAGCUUGGCGGCGUCUCCGUCCGAGGAGGUGACCCGCGUGCCGCUGGACACCUGGCUGGGGGACGCCACGUUGAGCGACUCCCCCACGCCCGGCUCCGGGUCCGAGCUUUGA
This is a messenger RNA of Effrenium voratum, 1578 nucleotides long. Lineage: Eukaryota; Dinophyceae; Suessiales; Symbiodiniaceae. The record is from the annotation of a GenBank genome assembly.